Miscanthus lutarioriparius is the source of this 612-nucleotide messenger RNA. The record is from the annotation of a GenBank genome assembly. Lineage: Eukaryota; Viridiplantae; Streptophyta; Magnoliopsida; Poales; Poaceae.
AUGAUUGGACCCGAAUUUGUUGGCUCUGGGAUGGGUAAUCUCAGAUCUACAGAGGCAGUAGCUUUCCCCAAGCUUGAAACAUUGGUCAUCAGCGAUAUGCCCAACUGGGAGGAGUGGUCCUUUGUUGCUGAAGAAAAACAAGAAGCAACAACAGCAUUCACGGAAGGAGCAGAGGAUAAGGCUGCUGCAAAUCAAAAGUGGGAUGCCCCACCUCCAAGGAUACAGCUGCUGCCACGAUUGAAGAGGUUGGACCUGGUCCGCUGCCCCAAGCUGAGGGCUCUCCCACGGCAGCUUGGACAGGAGGCCACCAGUUUGAAGGCGCUCCAUUUAAGACAAGUGCACAGCCUUAAGGUGGUGGAGAACCUCGGUUUCCUCUCAGAGGUCCUUGUAAUCUUAGUUUGCGAAGGCCUAGAGAGAGUUUCGAAUCUUCCCCAAGUGAGAGAGCUGCGUGUACAGCUGUGUCCCAACUUGAGGUGUGUUGACAGGAUGGACAACUUGCACCAGCUGUUUCUGACAGAGGAUAUGGAAGGUGCCUCAUCACAGUGGCUGCCUGGACUCCAAGAGCAGCACCAACAGCUGCACGGAGAAGACAUGGAUGUCUACACCGAAUGA